UUGUAGGCAAUCGAGCAAAAAAUAAUUGUCAAUUCUGUCAUUGCGUCGAAUCAACGAAUGUCAACAAUCAAUGUCAAGUUAACUUUACGAUUACGAUUAAUCUAUUUGGUUUUGGUGUCUUUUUUAUGAUUAUCUAUAUGGAAUCUUCGAAGAAUACGAGAUAUUAGUAAACAAUUAAAAUUCUUCUAACUUAAUUAUCUUAGACACAAAUUGUCUCAUAAUGAAUUACUUUAGUUUAAAUAAACUGGUGACUACACUGGGUGUUCGAAGAAUUUUAGAUUUUCGAACAAUGAAAACCAAAACAAUAAUCAAUGCUGAAGGAAAAGAUGUGAUUAAAAAGAAAACUUACGAGAAUAGAAUAACGCUUAUUAGUCCCGAUAAUUCUCUGAGUAUUACAGACUUGAAAAAUGCUCAGAAUAUAUCCCUCAGACGGGAUUUGAAGCUGGUUAAAAUUCAAGAUGUUGAUUCGAAAACGAGAAGACCAGUUUACAAACUUAUGACAAACUCGGAAUAUCAUGCAGAAGAGCUUUCUAAAAGGAAAGAGAAGCAGGUGGCCCGCCAGAAUGCGUUAGUAAAGGGGGAAAAACUGUUAACAUUGUCUUCAAGAAUAGGAAAACAUGACUUGAUGACUGGUAUCAAGAAGAUGCUGAAACUAGUAGAGAAACAGUAUGAAGUCAAAGUGGUGAUUGCCGGGGAAGAUGCUGAGGCAGCCAUUAAAUCUGAAAAAAUAUACCAAACCAUUGAGAACCAAGUGAGAAAUAUGAGCAAAAUAGUGCAGAAGAGGGUCAAGGGUAAUAGUUUAAGGUUUCAAUUAUUACCUGUUAGAAGUAGUAACACUGAAGGUACUGGCAACACAGACUCUAAUGAAAAUGACAACAACAAGGGGCCACUAUGACUAGGAGCUCUAUUCCUGAUCAUAGUCAUUGCAAAAUAUUGGUUGUUAAAAAAAUAUUAUUUUCAAAAUACUGAGUCGGAAUCCCAAAAAAACUCAAAGAAACCAGAUUUAGAUAACAAUGGAACUAAUAGCAUUUGAUGUUUGUAUUUCAUUUUUUGUUAAGUGAUUUUUGUGCAAUUUGUAAUUAUUAACAGUACAGAUCAUGUAUAGAUAAUUAUUUUGAUUCAAAGUCAAUUUAACUUGUCUAGGAAACUAAAUCAAAUUGACUGAUAGUUUCAAAUAGAUCUUCCAUUAAAUAUUGUAAAUAAACCAUGUCUAUACUUAGUGAUUUGAUCACUUUUGUAUAUAUUUUCUUCUUUUUAGUUUUAAUGAAAUACCUAGUUUAUGUGACAUGAUGUUGUAUAGUUAAUAAUUGUGCUUUGAUUUGUUGAAAUGAAACACUUUAUGUAAAUAAAUGACAAUUUUAAUACAGCAUCCACCUAGUCAGUCAGUUCAGUCACAGUAGCAGCAUGUUCAAGCAUAUGGCAAGCCUGUCUGAGAGCUGAUGCUUGUUUGUUUUCCACUGUGUAAUAACACAUUAGCCUCAGACAGAGUUACCUGCUAAUAUACAAGUGUCCACUCUGAACAUAGAACUACUUAAACUCUAAAUACAUACACUGUCUAACACAAGAAGAUACAUUCAACUAGUAUGCUGACAUAACUAAAAUUCAUAAAUUAAUGAUUUAUUUUUAUCAGUUGGAGUUAUCACAGAUGUUUUAGAGAUCGUUAAUUCUUAAAUGGUAGGAGUUUUAUUGGUAGCAUAUAGUACACAUCUAAGACAAUAAUAAAUUAUUAAAUGGAUGGCUAUUAUGGCAAAUGUCAAUUUUAUUGCAAAAAAUAAUUUAAAAAUAGUCAAUUUUCCUUUCUAUUUGAACGCUCAUGCGCGUUUGCGAAUAUCAGAAUAAAUCUAGAGAGCUAAUGUAUAGGUACUAUAAUAAUAACAUCACUUAUUAACUAUGGAGAUACUCGGACAAAGAGAACGGAAAAUUGGCGUAUUGUAAUAACAUUGCUGGCAUAAGAAAAUAGGUUUGUGAAGAUUAAGCGUCACAAUUACUAAACUACUGGAUAUGGCAAUAUUUAUAUAAUACAAAAUUCUUGUAAUAAACAUUAGCAAAUCGAUUAAGUAGACUUGUAAGAACCUAUUGAAGUACAGUAUACUUUGUGAUCU
Spodoptera exigua (beet armyworm) is the source of this 2102-nucleotide messenger RNA. The record is from the annotation of a GenBank genome assembly. Lineage: Eukaryota; Metazoa; Arthropoda; Insecta; Lepidoptera; Noctuidae.